AGUGCGUCUGAUUACUCGUCCACCUUCACUCGAAUAGCGAGUAUCCGCGCAAGCUCUCUCCUUUUCGUAUUUACUUCUUUUUAGAUCACCGGGUCAGCUUGAUUUCACCUGCGGAGACACGCAGCGACAACGCACUCGUUUCUUCUCUCUUAAACCGAGAAACAGAAGACGGUGUGCGACCUGCGAAAGUAUAAGGCGCGCUGGGCUUUUCACUUCCAUAUUUGCUGCUUUUUGAGAAGCUGUAACGCGCUGAUUCUGCCGCCGUUACCGCUGGAGCCUUUUUUUUCUAGCUCAAACAUCUAACAACAGCAGCACCAAUACGUAAAGGACUCGAACAAUCCGUUCCAGCCAACACAACACCCUCAGCAUAGUACAUCGAAAGGAGGGAAAACAUAUCGAAGGCAGUGAAGCCCUUCGAACUUCAUUAGAACAGAAACGAGCGCGGCCUACUCUGCUCACUGCGAGCACCGUAUGUUGUGCCUUCCUUCUUGUGCCUAUUGUAGAUCUUUUUGUCUGUUGGGUUUUAGAUACGCGGCGUCUUCAUUGCUGAAAUGGGCAACCGCGUCUCGACGAGCACGUCUCCAUUCUCCCUAGAGGAUUUGGAGGCCAUCGCACGCACUCCGCCCGUUUCAUCCGCCACUGCCGUCUCGGCCACCUGCCCUUCGUUGCCCUUCGAUGCAGUGGCUGCUGAUCUCGCUGCGGCGGUGAGCACGCCGAACAGCAGCAGCGGCAACGGCACUGGCGCAGCUCGCAAAGGCGGCGCGGGUGCAGCCGCCAACGCCGUCGAUACCGGCAGCAGUCUCGGCAGCAGCGGCAGCGUGCAUCUGCGAAAGGAGAAUAUCAAGGCAGAAAUCGAGCAGCAGUUUGCGGAGGUGGAGACGUCACUGCACGCCCUGCGCUGCGUGCCAGACUUCUCGCGUGGGUAUCAGCUGUCACUGCUGCGUAGAGAAUCGCGCCACAGCGACCCGUUGGGCAGAACCAGCGACGCUGAUCUGGACAACGAUGAAGGCAACAGUAGCAGCAGCAGCGGCAACAACAAUAGGAACGACGUGAAGAGCGGCGUGCGCAGUGGAAGGGCUACGAAGCGCAGAGCCAGUAGCUCGCGGGCAGGCAUCACUAAAAGCUCAGCUGCCUCGCUCCCCGCCGUGCCAUCGACGGCGAAGCAAAAUUCUGCUGUAUCGCCGCGGUCGUGGAUCUUUCGCGAUGUCUCUGUGCAGCCGCUGGAUUUAACGCAGGCCGUAGAUGUGAACCCGGCUGAGGUGUACGUGGUGGUGCUCGUGCAGCGCUCCAUGGCAGUGAGCGGGCCUUCCCCCUCUCCGCCGUCGACGACCAACACGGCGGCGAACCUCACACCACCCCCGCAGAGCUUGUCUGGUGCAGCAGCGGCUGCAUUGGCCGAAAACCCACGCAGCAGUAGUGCCGGCCCGCGUACCACCAGCACCGCGCGCCCGACGGCGACAACAACAGGAAAUGCCAAUAGCGGCGGCAGCAACAAUACGAACGACAAUAGCGGUAGAAACACGGCCGAGUGGCCGCGUGACAUGGUGUGUUCCUUUACCCCACGCGGCCUCUCGACGCCCUUCUCGAGCGACUUCAACCGUCCAACUUCCGGCGCGUUUUCUCCGAGUGGCGGUGGCGGCGUUUUAAGCGGGUCUUCGCCCUUCGCCACGCCACGCACGAGCGGGUCGAUGAGCAACCGACCUACCCCACGCAACGGUGGUACGGCGACCUCCGGCUCGCCCCAUUCCGCCUCCUCGCUGCCCACACCACGUGCGUCGGGCUUUCACUACAGCAUCCACCUGCUCACCGGCCGACAGGCAGACGCCUUAACGGCUGCGGCGGGCUUCCUGACAGCUCGCGCACUGGAGAAGCUGUUUCUCGAGUGCCCUGAUUUUGAUCGGCGCCUGUUCUAUCACGUGCACACGCCGAAGGCGGAGGAGACGAUUCGGGCGUACAAUCUCUUCUUCGCUGCGCCGGACAAGGCAGGCGGCGUGGCGGCACGAGGCCGCGACACCUGGAAGGCCGCGAACAGCGGCGAAGGAGGUGGCUUUUCAUCCGCACCCGGACCCGCAGCAACGUCGAACAACCACAGCAGCAGCAGCUUCAGCGCUGCCGCAUUCAAGAAGGGAAUUCAGCGUGGGCCGGGCAGCGGCACGAGCGCCGGCCGGGCAGUCGCGUCCGUCGCGCCAAGCACAGCCGGCGUCUCGCCCUCUCCAUCCUCUAGCAAUUGGAUGUCCCUCGCGAGCGGUGUGUCGAGAGGCUCUUCCUUGUACGAGAUCACAGCAACGCAGGAGGCUUCGAAGGAGCUGCUGCGCGAGCUACUCGCUGCGAUGCGGCCGGUGCCGGUGGUGGCGCCGCGGUUUGAGCGUCACAGCGAGCCGGCCGCUUCAGCAGGCGGUGCGGCGACGUCGCCCGUGGUGUCGCCCAUCACCGCGGCUGCCGCCGCCAUCACGUCCUCCUCUCCCCCCGCCGCCGUCGCCAGCAGCAGUACCCACAGCACCGUCGACAUUGUGACCAUUGUGCCCCUCAACACGGCGGAGAUGUGCGGCGCUAACGCCCUUUUCCGCGUGCUGAGUGGCUACCGCGGCAGCACGCCGCGGUGGUCGCACGCAGGCGAGAUGACGAGCCCGCUGAACUCGGCACGAUUUGUCCUUCCCGGUGGCGCGAGUGGGGCGGGCACGACGCAGAAUCUUCCCGUGGGGAUGAGCAGCUGGCAUCACGAGCCGCUGCCGCCCUUCCGUCCGCCACGCCGCGAUCCUUCUUUGUCGGGCGGCGACCCCGGCAUUCCGGGGACGACUACGCCCUUCACCGCCGCCGCCGGCGGCACACACGCGGGUGACUUGAAGAUGCCCCCGAACACGUCCAGUUGGCUUCAGGGACCGCAACCGUUGGACGUGCACUCCGCCACGCCCGCCGCCACAUCAGCAACAACAGCUUCUGCGGCCUCCACCACACCGCCCUCCGUCGCGGUGCUUCCGCCGCCGCCGCUGUCCUCUCCGUCCUCCUCGGCUACUCCACGCGGAGCGAGUCGACUGCCGAUCUCACACCCCUGCAGCGCCGGGUCCGAACCGCGACUGAAGCUGACGGGUGGCCACCCCUAUUCCUCGUCUGUCACGACGACAUCGCCUCAGCUGCCGUCACUGGCGCUGGACACGUUACUGCCCUCGAGGUACCGCCCAACACCGCUGAAUGAGCCACCAACCGUCACGCAGACGGUCACCCCAUCGCUCGUGACAACACCGCAGCAGCUUACCACGCAGCCGAGGUUUGCUUUGCGCUUCGAUGCACUGCUUCCCAAUACCUCCAACUUUUCUCCGCAGCAGUCGCCAGCACCUCUUCCUUCGACCGACGUGACCACGACGGCGAAGUUGAAGGCGUCGCAGCGCGCCGCUCUGCCGAUGGCUGGACGCACAUCGCACAAUGUAUCAGCUGACGCGUGCGACUCCUCCUCAGUGGAGCAGGGAGCUCCCGGAAAGCAUCCGCGGCCACACUCUCAUCAUCCGUCUAUUAAACGAGGAGACACGAAGCGAGGCGACACGCCGGCGAAGAAGCACCGGCCACAGACGCACGCUGCCACACCCCAAGACGAAAUGGACGAAGCGGACGCCGCGUGUGUUGUGGGCGACGUUGACGACGACGACUACAACGAGGUCUCGGCGCAGCAGGAACGCGCGCAGCGCCUCAAGGCGGCGCAGCCGGAGGUGACCGAGGUGCUGCCUUUCCUCUUCGUAGGCGGCGAGACGGCCGCGCGCGAUCGGGCGCAGCUGCUGCGCAAAGGCAUCACCCAUAUCGUGAACACUGUCAGCUGGUGCCUCGACAACUUUCACCCGGAUGCUUUUCGCUACUUCACGCUGAGCCUGAGCGACGCCGCGGAUGAGCCGGUGUUUUCGCUCUUCGCCGUGGUGAACGCGUUCGUGGAGAAGGCGCGUGGCACGAGCCACAACACCGGCCGUGUCUUCAUCCACUGCCAACAGGGCGUCUCCCGCUCGUGCACGUUUGUCAUCGCGUACGUGAUGUGGAAGUUAGGACUGUGCUACGACCGCGCCUACGAGCUGGUGCGUGCGCGGCGCAACGUGUGCAGCCCUAAUACCGGCUUCUUGAUGAACCUGCGCAUGUGGGAGGCGCACCUGACUACCCCGCAGCUAAACAAGAUAUACAGCUUUGCCCCUUACACCGCAGAGUCGCUGACACCCUUUGUGUAUCAGCUGGCUUCCUACUACACCUGCAGCACCGUGUCGACACAAGACACGGCAGAGGUGUCGCAGGAGGCGAAAGAAGCCUACUAUCAGUUAUGCGCUGAUGUGCUGCGCCGUGCCGUGGACCAUCGAAGCAGCGUAUCGGUCGACAACAUCGCGCUUGACCCGCGGAUGUGCCACGCAUUUCUCUGCGCACCACGUCGCACGUGUUUGAUGGGGCCGACUGCUGAGGGCGCUGGCAACACCGCAGGAGCGCCAGAUGAGGCGGGAAAGGUGGACAACGACGAGGAGUGUCAGGUAGAGGCGUGCUUCCUUGUUGGCGCCACGAGUGCACAGAAGGAGCACGUCGAACGGGCUUUUGCCGCCUUCCACGACCUGCUGCACUGCGGUUUUUACCACGGCCACGCCCACACGAGUACCGACAACGCCGGUCGGGUGGUCCGCUUCACACCACUACGAAGGGUCCGCCUGAUUCCCCCCGCUGCGGCAACGUCAAGCGCAUCAUCGUACACCCCGGCGGCAGCUGCGUCAGUCGACGAGGCACAGGCGCUCUUUGCACGACAUGUUGCCGGUCGCUGCUGUAUCACCUACGCACCGCAGCCACAGUGGGAGGCACUGCUCUCCCUACCUGGUCUCUCAGACAAGCUGACGCAAUACAUCGCAGAGGACGCGUCCGCCGACGCUGGCGAGGCGGCCCGGCGCAGCGUACGCGCGGUGGAGCUCGCAACGUUGGCCCAUGGAAACGAUCAACGGGCAGCCAGCAGGUCAGCAGAGCACGUAAACGGCGCUGCACCCUCCAACACCGCGUUGUCUGCGUCGGCACCGCCACCGUCGUUGCGCCCAAGCCGGCACACACCGCGUGCGUUGCGGCAGCCGAAGACUGCCGUGGGCAGUCGCGGUGUUGUGCAGCGGCCCAGCGAGGCGGAGAGGCCUUCCUCUUCCCUCGCUCCCCAGCCACCAUCAGCGGUGUCACCGCCACAUCGCACCGCUUGGCCCACCGACAGUCCCAGCCUUGACAGCCAGAGCAACUCCUCCCACCCGUCCACGAGCAACGCACGCACCGGCACUUCUGGCUUUGCUCUUUCCGCGUUGCCGACAGCUGCGAUGACGCCAGAUGAAACGAGAAGAAGAACGCCACGAGAGUCUGACAGGACUUCGGACCCGCCCUCGGCUGACGGAGCUGCGGGGGACAGCACGAGACACUCUGCUGCUGCUGCUUCUGCUUCUGCAUCAACGUCGCAGCCGCCCCUGCUCGACGACAGUAGCGUUGAGACUAAUCCGCUGUCGCGCAGGGCCCCGGCGAAGGCGAUCAGCACGAGUCAGAGCCCCGCACAAGUGUCGCACGUGACGCUCCCUGGCGGCGAUAGCUUUGCCUACACCUACCCCUUCAAAGCAGCCUCGAAGGCGAUGCUGGCGGACUUGGAUGACUUGGAGGCGGAUACGUGCUACGUGGUGGGCUUCCAGCAGCGGAGCGGCAUUUCAGUGUACCUCUGGCGUGGCGCGGAGUCGCCGCUGGAGGUCCAGCAGGUGGUGGAUGCGUUUGUAGAUCAAAUGCUGGAGUCGCCGCGCGACGCGGCACAGCUCGCGUCGCUCAAACAAUCGUUGGAGCGUAAAUCGUGGACGGCGUGUACCCUGUUCUUGCCGUGCAGCGAUGCCUGUGACGAUGCAGAUUCGGGCGAGCACGGCGUCGUGCUGUCGAACGUGCGCGUUUUGUUUGUAGAGCAGGGGGAAGAGCCGGAGGAGUUUCUGACGCUGCUGUGA
Molecule: messenger RNA, 5957 nt
Organism: Leptomonas pyrrhocoris
Lineage: Eukaryota; Euglenozoa; Kinetoplastea; Trypanosomatida; Trypanosomatidae
Exons: 1
Coding region: 552-5957 (1801 amino acids)
Biological process (GO): protein dephosphorylation
Molecular function (GO): protein tyrosine/serine/threonine phosphatase activity
Source: RefSeq, a predicted model, not a curated record